CCUGGCUCAGCCCUUCCGCGCCUCGCCGUGUCCCCGCGCUGCCCGAAGCUUCUUCCCCCGCAGGCCGGCGGAGGCGCGAGGACCCGGACUCGAACCCGAAGCCGGACCCAGACCCGGACCCGGACGUGGCCAUGACCGUGGAGCAGAACGUGCUGCAGCAGAGCGCGGCGCAGAAGCAUCAACAGACAUUUCUGAAUCAACUAAGAGAAAUCACUGGGAUUAAUGAUACCCAAAUACUGCAACAAGCCCUAAAGGAUAGUAAUGGAAACUUGGAAUUAGCUGUGGCUUUCCUUACUGCAAAAAAUGCUAAGACCCCUCAGCAGGAGGAGACGACUUACUACCAAACAGCACUUCCUGGCAAUGAUAGAUACAUCAGUGUGGGAAGCCAAGCAGACACAAAUGUGAUUGAUCUCACUGGAGAUGAUAAAGAUGAUCUUCAGAGAGCAAUUGCCUUGAGUUUGGCGGAAUCAAAUAGGACGUUCAGGGAGACUGGAAUAACUGAUGAGGAACAAGCCAUUAGCAGAGUUCUUGAAGCCAGCAUAGCUGAAAACAAAGCAUGUUUGAAGAGGACGCCUAUGGAGGUUUGGAGAGAUUCUAGAAACCCUUAUGAUAGAAAAAGACAGGACAAAGCUCCCGUUGGACUAAAGAAUGUUGGAAAUACUUGCUGGUUUAGUGCUGUAAUUCAGUCACUAUUCAAUCUUUUGGAAUUUAGAAGAUUAGUUCUGAAUUACAAGCCUCCAUCAAAUGCUCAAGAUUUACCCCGAAACCAAAAGGAACAUCGAAAUUUACCUUUUAUGCGUGAAUUGCGGUAUCUAUUUGCACUGCUUGUCGGCACUAAAAGGAAAUAUGUUGAUCCAUCAAGAGCAGUUGAAAUUCUUAAAGAUGCUUUCAAAUCAAAUGAUUCCCAGCAGCAAGAUGUCAGUGAAUUUACACAUAAACUUCUAGAUUGGUUAGAAGAUGCCUUCCAAAUGAAAACUGAUGAGGAGACGGAUGAAGAGAAGCCAAAGAACCCCAUGGUAGAAUUAUUUUAUGGAAGAUUCCUAGCUGUGGGAGUACUCGAAGGUAAAAAAUUUGAAAAUACUGAAAUGUUUGGUCAGUACCCUCUUCAGGUCAACGGAUUCAAAGACCUGCACGAGUGCCUAGAAGCUGCUAUGAUUGAAGGAGAAAUUGAGUCUUUACAUUCAGAAAAUUCAGGAAAAUCAGGCCAGGAGCAUUGGUUUACUGAGCUACCACCUGUGUUAACAUUUGAAUUAUCAAGAUUUGAAUUUAAUCAGGCACUGGGAAGACCAGAAAAGAUUCACAACAAAUUAGAAUUUCCCCAAGUUUUAUAUCUGGACAGAUACAUGCACAGAAACAGAGAAAUUACAAGAAUUAAGAGGGAAGAGAUCAAGAGACUUAAAGAUUACCUCACAGUAUUACAGCAACGACUAGAAAGGUAUUUAAGCUAUGGUUCGGGUCCUAAACGAUUCCCCUUGGUAGAUGUUCUACAAUAUGCUUUGGAGUUUGCCUCAAGUAAGCCCGUUUGCACUUCUCCUGUUGAUGAUCUCGAUGCUAGUUCCCCACCUAGUGGUUCCAUAUCAUCACAGACUUUACCAAGCACAACAGAAUUGCAGGGAGCUGCCGCAUCAGAAUUGCCAAGCACAUCGCCUGCGUCAGUCUCUGCUGCUCCAUCGAGAUCAGUAAUACACAAACCAUUCACUCAGUCUCGGGUACCGCCAGAUUUGCCCAUGCACCCAGCACCAAGACACAUAACAGAAGAAGAACUCUCUGUGCUGGAAAACUGUUUACAUCGCUGGCGGACAGAAAUAGAAAAUGACACCAGAGACUUGCAAGAAAGCAUAUCCAGAAUACAUCGGACAAUUGAACUAAUGUACUCUGACAAAUCUAUGAUCCAGGUUCCUUAUCGCUUACAUGCUGUUUUAGUUCACGAAGGUCAAGCUAAUGCUGGCCACUACUGGGCAUAUAUUUUUGACCAUCAUGAAAACAGGUGGAUGAAGUACAAUGAUAUUUCUGUGACAAAAUCAUCAUGGGAAGAACUAGUAAGGGACUCUUUUGGUGGUUAUCGAAAUGCCAGUGCAUACUGUUUAAUGUACAUUAACGAUAAGGCACAAUUAUUAAUACAAGAGGAGUUUAAUAAAGAAACUGGGCAGGCCCUUGUUGGAAUAGAAACAUUACCACCUGAUCUAAGAGAUUUUGUUGAAGAAGACAACAAGAGAUUUGAAAAAGAACUGGAGGAAUGGGACGCUCAACUUGCUCAGAGAACCUUGCAGGAAAAACUUUUAGCAUCCCAGAAACUGAAAGAUUCAGAAUCUUCUGUAACAGCACAAGCAGGAGAACCAGAAUAUCUAGAGCAACCAUCAAGAAGUGAUUUCUCAAAACACUUGAAAGAAGAAACUGUCCGGGUAAUUGCCAAGGCAUCACAUGAGCAUGAAGAUAAAAGUCCUGAGACAGUUUUACAGUCGAAACCUGAAAAUACCACAAGCCAACCACCUUUUAACCAGCAAGUUGUGGAGGUGGCGAUUCCUCAUGUAGGGAAACUUAUGAUUGAGUCAAAGGAGGGGGGUUAUGAUGACGAGAUCAUGAUGACACCGAACAUGCAAGGUAUUAUCAUGGCGAUAGGUAAAUCCAGGAAUGUAUAUGACAGGUGUGGCCCUGAAGCAGGGUUCUUUAAGGCAAUUAAGAUGGAGUACUCAAGGUUGGUUAAAUUGGCCCAAGAAGAUACCCCACCAGAAACAGAUUAUCGUUUACAUCACGUAGUGGUCUACUUUAUCCAGAACCAGGCACCAAAGAAAAUAAUUGAGAAGACAUUACUAGAACAAUUUGGAGAUAGAAAUUUGAGUUUUGAUGAAAGGUGUCACAACAUAAUGAAAGUUGCUCAAGCCAAACUUGAAAUGAUCAAACCUGAAGAAGUAAACUUGGAGGAAUAUGAGGGGUGGCAUCAGGAUUAUAAAAAAUUCAGAGACACAACUAUGUAUCUAAUAAUCGGGCUGGAAAAUUUUCAAAGAGAAAGUUAUAUAGAUUCCUUGGUGUUCCUUAUUUGUGCUUAUCAAAGUAACAAAGAACUCUUAUCCAAAGGCCUAUACAGAGGACAUGAUGAAGAAUUGAUAUCACAUUAUAGAAGAGAAUGUUUAUUAAAAUUAAAUGAUCGAGCUGCAGAAUUAUUUGAAUCUGGAGAGGAUCAAGAAGUUAACAAUGGCCUGAUGAUCAUGAAUGAGUUUAUUGUACCAUUUUUGCCCUUAUUACUGAUGGAUGAAAUGGAAGAGAAAGAUAUACUUGCUGUAGAAGAUAUGAGAAAUCGAUGGUGUUCUUACUUAGGGCAAGAAAUGGAAGCUCAUCUCCAAGAAAAGUUGACAGACUUUCUACCAAAACUGCUUGACUGUUCUACGGAGAUUAAAGGCUUCCACGAGCCACCCAAGUUACCUUCCUAUUCCACACAUGAACUCUGCGAGCGAUUUGCUCGAAUCAUGUUGUCCCUCAGUCGAACUCCUGCUGAUGGAAGAUAAACCGCACACACUUUACCUAAACACACUGUAUAAACCUUUUUUUAGUUCUUAACCCUUGCCUUUCUGUCACAGGGUUUGCUUGUUGCUGCUAUAGUUUUUAACUUUUUUUUAUUUUAAUAACUGCAAAAGACAAAAAUGACUAUACAGACUUUAGCCAGACUACAAACAAUAAAGCUGAGAAUCGCAUGGCGCUCAGACUUUGUUUUAAACCACAACAGAUGUAUAAUUAAGGAUAUGAUUGAUUUUAUUAUGGCAAAAUUAUUCUUUUGCCAUCUUUCUGUUACAGUAUUACUUUGCCUUUUUUCUUUAUCUAUAGCUUUCCAUUCAGUCUGGAAUCUUCCAUGACAACAGCCAUUUAAGUGUUCAGCACUGUGUAUGAUAUAUAAUAUUUGGUAGCUUGUAAAUGAAAUUAAAGAAUAAAGUUUUAUUUAUGGCUA
This is a messenger RNA of Suncus etruscus (white-toothed pygmy shrew), 3940 nucleotides long. RefSeq names its product ubiquitin specific peptidase 25 (gene USP25). The coding region runs from base 132 to 3503 and encodes 1123 amino acids. NCBI's taxonomy places the organism in Eukaryota, Metazoa, Chordata, Mammalia, Eulipotyphla, Soricidae. The transcript has 26 exons. Gene Ontology annotation, biological process: regulation of protein stability; protein deubiquitination. The record is from RefSeq and is a predicted model, not a curated record. Gene Ontology annotation, molecular function: protein binding; cysteine-type deubiquitinase activity; cysteine-type endopeptidase activity. Gene Ontology annotation, cellular component: cytosol; nucleus.